This is a messenger RNA of Styela clava, 1911 nucleotides long. RefSeq lists its product as uncharacterized. NCBI's taxonomy places the organism in Eukaryota, Metazoa, Chordata, Ascidiacea, Stolidobranchia, Styelidae. The record is from RefSeq and is a predicted model, not a curated record.
ACGUAGCAAUAUUCGUUUAAUAACUUUGAAUAGGACAUUUUAUUCACAAUUAAGCCUUAAUAUUUGAGCACAUUCAACCCAAUAACUCAUACACCAUUUGAUGUAUUUAACAAAAUCCUUAUAAUAUUCACAAACUUAUUGCAUUACAUUCCUUGACUUCGAUUCUUUCAAACCAUUUUUUGGUUUACAACAAAGCCCUUUAGCCACACAGUGAAUGAACGGAUGACAUAAUAACCUGCCCAAUUUAUCACAUCGUAUAUGGUGAGCAUAUUAACAAACACUUAAUAGACGAUUCAAAGUUGAAAUCUGUGUUAUGCUUUAGCAAGUCAAUGGGUGAACUGCUACUCAGUCAGUUCUUCUAUUUAUGAUAAAAUUGUUUUAGAUGUUUGGGUCGUUUUAAAAUGUUCCUGUGUGCUAAUAAAGCCAAGAAAGAUGUCAAGACUUUCUUACACAACCCAAUUCAAUAUCAAACAAAACUAUGGACUGAAAGUAGACAAUUUUUAUUACUUAUUCUGAAUUUUUUUUGUAUUUCAUUUUACGUUUCCAGAUACCGUAUUUCAAUUUACGUAGAAGAGUGCGAUAAAAGAAAUGGGACUACAAUAAUGUCCCUGCAUGGGAGAUAAUAUUUCGCCAUUUGUCGUAAAUUGUUUAAUUAAUAGAUCUGUCAUGUUUGUAGAUGAAUUGCGUGUUUGCCGUUUUGGUUGAAAAGAACAGAGAACUUCUGCUUCCUGUCAUAACCUCUGAAUCACAUCUGGGUUAACUGGAUUUUACUACCUAAAAACUCAACAAGCAAAGUCUCAGUCAAGUAAUAGUUGUCACACAUCUCAAAGCAAACAUUACCGCGUCUUAGCAGGCAAGACAAUUUUAUGACUUUAUUUUAUGAUUACUGGUUCCAACCGAAUUUUAACAGUCACAAGACAUGUCGUAUGUCGCUUAAAGCUUUAUUUUGAGAUAGAAAAGCAUAAUCAAAGUUCUUUUGCAAAAUUUGUUCCUGAAAACAAAAAUGAAGAUUCCUUUGACAAAUGAGUACAGAUUCACAAUCAGUGGAGUUGGGAUCACACAAGUCGCACUCGGGUGCUGUAUAUUCUCACUCGGAUUAUCAGGUGCAACCAAUGUAACUGAUAGUCUCGCUCAAUACCAAGACCCUUACCUGGCAAUGUCAUUAAUAACUGGAGUGUCGGUAAUUACGAGUGGAGCGAUUUCGCAUUGUGCUGCAACAAAAGCAACUCAUUGUUAUCUAUUUCUAAUUCUGAUAACGUCAUCGCUGUCAAUUGUGUUUACACUCUCGUUGAUUGGAAUUCAAACAUUUCUGACAGCAGAAUACGCGGACAUUCCAAAUCACAGUCCUACGUUCAUGGCAUCACUCAUCCUCGGAAGUGUAUCUGCAGUGCUUUCUUUCUUCACGAAUUUGGCAGCUAUCGCACUCACUUGCACUGCUGGUGGAGCUUGUAAUCAUUCAUCCAAUGCAAUCAUGCCCACAGAUGAUAAUACCGGAAGCACAAAGCAAAGUUCAAACGUCUGAAGAAAGAUCUAUUAAUAUUCUACAUAUCCGCAUCAUUUUGCUUGCACAAUAGAGAAAGGAAUUCAAAUAUCCGGAGAUCAUGAUAUACAAUAAUACAAAUAUCAUAUUCUAUAAAUAUUUAAUCUUAUGAAACACCAUGUGUAUAUAGUCUUGUGAUAACUUUUAUUAAGUAAUUUAAUCCAGAAUAUAUUUCAGUAUUUUUGAAUGAAAUAUAAUAUUCGAAUCUUCUAUAUGACGUCAAAAUGGCCAACUCGGCGAACGCUUCACUGACCAAACAACAAGCUCGAGGUGUUUCGAAUAUUUAUGGCGCUCAAUUAUUCAUUUCGUUAAUUGUCUUAUAAUUAUAAUUUAUUCGAUUAGCUUUUGAAUUAUAUUGCCAGUAGUAUAUU